Scylla paramamosain (green mud crab) is the source of this 5695-nucleotide messenger RNA. RefSeq names its product mucin-2-like (gene PPP1R15). The transcript has 2 exons. Gene Ontology annotation, molecular function: protein phosphatase regulator activity. Gene Ontology annotation, biological process: response to endoplasmic reticulum stress. Gene Ontology annotation, cellular component: endoplasmic reticulum; protein phosphatase type 1 complex. The coding region runs from base 436 to 2958 and encodes 840 amino acids. The record is from RefSeq and is a predicted model, not a curated record. NCBI's taxonomy places the organism in Eukaryota, Metazoa, Arthropoda, Malacostraca, Decapoda, Portunidae.
CGGUUGUUUACAUCAUGUCUAGAUACAGAAGGUUAAGUACAUCACGCCCUACAGUUCAUCGCGUAAUAUUUCAUCACACACAGUGCAGAGAAGUCUUACACAUGUAUAGAGUGAAGGAAAUACAUGUGCACAGUGAUAGAAAGCUCCAGUGAGACUGUGAGAGUGAAGAAAAGCGACAAGUUGAGAUAAACGAGGAGCAACAUGGAAAAUUUUGUGUCUAUGUCAGAGAAAGAGAGAAUAAUGGACGAUUUGUUGAAUUCUCGCCUGGAAAACGUGGGAAUGGACUUGAACGUUGCUGCAGAAACGUAUCACCACCUCCUCGUUCAUAUCUCGCCGUGGCAAGACAUUAACUGCGGACAUUCUAAGCCAUUUUACAGUAUUUUCCCAAACUGCUGAGGGAAAAAAAAGUAGAAAAAAAAAUAAAGAGCCGAGAAAAUGACGAGCUUUUUCUUCAAACAGCGGUCACAUCCCAGAAUGGAAGGUCACGCCAGGAUGGAUCACGGGGUCAAGGUCACGCCCCAAGCUACCUUAUCUUUUAUCCCUGGCCGCCCCCCAGUGCUGGAUCCCUGCCCCGCCCCAGCUCCUGCCCCGCCCCAGGCCAAACCCCAGAGCAGGAGAGGCAGCUCGUGGCCAGGUCAGAUGUGGAACCACCUGACCAGCAUGUUCACCUCCCAGUCACCUGUGUAUUGGGUAAACCAGCACGUACUACAGGACUACCCACCACACCACCACCACCACCACCACCACCACCAGCUACCACCACCACCACAGUACUCAGUCAUGCCCUGCUCUGUGGUGGACUCAGGCUGCGGUCUGUGGCAUGCUGUACCGCCUGGCACCACACAGCAGCAGUUGAUGAUGGAGCCACAAGAGAUGCUACAGGCUUAUCCACCUGUUUUUCCCGCAGUGAAGGAAACGUCUCUCUAUGUCUCCAGCUGUCCUCCCCCCUACCAGCUCUCCAAGACAUCCCUGAACCCCAAUGCACAGGAGUGGGUCCCUAAGGAGUACAGGACGCCAUGCAACAACACUGCCACACUUAAACAGGCCCCCAUUCCAGCCCCAAAAGUCAGUGGGUACCAGCCCUUCUGUGAGAUCACUGAGAAGGAGCUACGCGACAGUCAAACUUUUGCACCGCCCUCUGACACUCAUGCCGUCAACCAGUGUCAAGUUGCAGUGCCACCGUGCCUGCCGAGAGGAGCCGAGAGGAGAGGCGACGAAGAAAAGGGCGUUGACACAAGUCCGCAGCAUCUGGAGUCAAGUGUCGCUGUGGUGAGUCAGUCUUUGAGUCCACCUGAGGCAAAUGAGGCUUAUUCACCUGCAACGUCUGAGUUAAAGAGUCCAAGCUCAAGUCCAGCUGUAACGCGUGAAAGUGAGAUUACGAGUCCUGUUGUGUCUUCCAGCAGUGAGUCGGUGAGUACGAGGCCCGAGCAGGUGAGCGAGUCCAUCGAGUCACCGCAGGAUGGGAGGUUGAGUCCAGCGCCAGUGUGUGUGGAUGCCAGUGCCAGCAGGAGUCCAUGUCUAUCUAGUCCAGAGUCUUCAGUGAGCAGUGUAGAGACAAACCAAGUCCAGGAGAGUGUGGGAAGACCCCAUGCAGACUCUCUCACUGAAGGCCUCACCAACCAAAGCUGUACAACACCAGACAAGACCUCUACCAGUACCUCACAAGCUUCUACAUUAAGUCAAGACUCUCCACACACAAUUCCUCAGAAGAUUCAAGACUGUGUGUGUGUCGAGGUGCCCCAGGGGAGAGCCACAGGGGACGGCGCCUCUCUCAGCUAUGCAGGGGUGGUUGGUCGUGUGUCCCCUUCCCCUCCUCCCCCUGUUGAUACUGCAAAGUUAAAAUACAAGGGCAUAGAACAGCCUAUACCAAAAAUAUUCCAGGGUGAUGGGUCUCCCUCUAGACAGGGAGAUGGUCCCAGGGUGCCAAGUGACAGUAGGAUGCCAGAACUGUUCAAACGCCCCAGCAAAUCCCAAAGGACGCGGUCAAGAAGGUUCCUGCAGGAGUUGAAGGAAUUGAGUCAAAACCAUGACAUCUGUGGGUCGCCGUCGUCAGUCUCCGAUGCCUCUGUGACCUCAGAUGACCUCUCUACACCUCCCAUGUCACCCCAGAAGUCAUUCACCCUCGCCUCAUCACCCCAGUCUCACAUGCCUCCCCUGGCCUUGUCACCCCAAUCAGGUAGCCACGUCCUGUCUUCAUCACCCCAGCCAGGCACCCCAACUAUGUCCUCACCCCUGACAAUACCAGUACCCAUCCCAGCCCCCAGCACCGGCAGUCCAGGCAGCCGCACCAGAACAUCUAGUGAAUCCAGCGUUGCAAGUCUGGACAUUGAGUUUGUGGAGCAGGAUGAAGUGGACCAUGCCAUUCCAGACCGGGCCGCAUUGACCAAGCGCAGCCCGGGUGCUGGCGGCCGCAAUGGGUUCCUGGCUUGCAUCUUGGGUUCAGGGGAGUCAGAUUCAGAAACAGAUGAGGACUCAGACUGGGAUGAGUGUGAGGUGGACUCUGCGCCGACUCUCGAUGACUCCUGGGAGACAUUUGGGUUUGGUCUCGUGGUAGUGGAGUGUCGCAUGGCACCCUUGGAGAGCCAGGCACAGUGCCAGAAGCCUCAAGUGCCCCAGGAGAGCCAGGAGGUGCCAGAAACACACACAGAGGAACACAGCAGUGACCCUGUAUUGUGUGAGAUCAACAGGAAGUGGGAGGAGGAAGUGCAGAAAGAUGUACAAGGAAAGACAGACCAGCGUGUGACGUUUGGCAAAGAGACAGUUCACCCCAUGGUUGUGUGGGGCCAUGCAUACCGCCAGGCGCGCAGGGGGCCAUGGGAGCAGCAGGCGAGGGACCGGGCCAGGUUUGCACAGCGCGUGGCCAGCCUGGAGGCCGAGUUGUCCCUGGUUCUGGACCCCGGACACCGGAGACGAGUCUAUCGCCGGCUGUAUUCCCCACCCUCACGUUGCUUCCUAUAACCUUGAACUUGUUAGGCUUCCCUCUGACGUGUAUGGGAGAGUGUCCAUUUGUAGUGUCUUAAGCCUCUUCCUUCUCCCUCUUGUAUGCUGGCUGGAGUAUGUGUCAUUGAUACAGGCAGGCUAAGGUUUAGGAGUGGUUAUUUAUGUUGAGAAGGAUAUUAAUGCAAGUUUUGUGUGUUUAUCUGUUCGUGGACUCUGUAAGCUUCUACUGCCUUUAUCUAAAGUAUGGAUAGGCCAGGUAAGCCACAGAUAUGGAUAAAACAGGGUAGCAGAACUGUCAGCCAAAAAAGAGUAUGGAUAAGCCAGAUUAGGAUAGAGAUUGGAUAUGGUAGCAAGACCAUCAAGCUAACAAGAGUAUGGAUAGAACAAGAAGCAAAACCAUUGGAUAGAGACUGGUAUAGAUAAACAUGGAAGCAAAACUGGAUAAAGAUUAGAAAGGGUAGCAAAACUCAGCCAAACAAGAGGGUGUGGAUAGGAGGGGAAGCCAGGCAGACAGAUGGGGUGUGGAUGGGUAGGUGGACAGUCGGCCUGGAUUAAACAUAGGCACACUAGUCAGUCGUGGAUGAGAUUUACUUUUGUACAUGAAAUUCCAUGUUGUUUAUUUUCCACGGUGGAUGUUUUUAUUGUAAAGACGCCUUGUUACCCAAACUUAUUAUUAUAGCUGUUUAUCUGUGGAACAUAUUUUGCAUUGUAUAAUAUUCAUGUAUCAAGUUAUACAAGGUUAUAUAUCCCUAUUAAUAUAUUCAUAAAUACAUUAAGAGCAUGGCCUGCUUUAUUAAGUGUCGUAUUAGUAAUUACAAAGCAGCAAACCCCACAAUCGCAUUCGUAGACAGUGAAUGCAAGCUCCAGUGUUGGGUUAGUAAAUACUAGGUUUUCCGCAUAGGUUGGCAGCUCUUUCCCUCAGUGACAAGGAAAAGUUGCCAAAUUUUAUGUUAUUUCUCAUUUAUUAGAUUGACUUGCAUUUUCCUUCAGCCUCUUUCUCAUCGCCGCAGUAUUGCAUCUCAUGCUGUCUUCUACCACUAUUUUCAUCCUAGCUGCUUGUCUCCCUUCCUCCUGCAGCCUUGCUGCACAAGACUUUCUUCUUUCUCUCGCCCCUAUUCUGUCCACCUCUCUAAUGCAUGAGUUUACCAGUAUUCUCAGUCAUUCAUCCCUUUCUCUGGUAAACUUUGCAACUCUCUGCCUGCUUCUGUAUUUCCACCUUCCUGUGACUUGAACUCCUUCGGGUUUGGUCGACCUAACCCAAAGCGCAGGGCUGGAAAAAUGUUUAAAAUUGAAAACAGCUACAUUGGCAUUAGUAAAUACUAGUACCACAUUAAAAAAAAGCAGGCCUGUAUAUUCUUAAGCUGAGUACCAACUCAAUUAGUUUCUCCAUCAGUAAUUCAGUAAUACAAGAUACAUUGAUAUAUUUCUUGUUUAUCUUUAUUGAUCUAUUAUUAUUUCAGAAGAAGUGGUAACGCUGUUUAUGUUCUGUCAGUGCAACACAAGGCUAGUGAAGUAAUGCUGGCUUGAGCUUAACUCCAUGGCUGCUACAAGACUCAUAAGCUUAAUGUGGUUGAGGCUGAGUGAAACCUUGUAAGAUUUGAAGUUUGGUUAAGGUAAAUGUUGAUGAUCAGAAGUUUAAAUGAGUAGGUGGUUUAAAUCUUGUGUUUUGUUGUUCCUUAUGUUAAAAUGAAAGGGAAAGGUAUUUUUUUACUGUUAUUGAAAGAGAUGAUGAAAAAGAUUGAUAGGCUGUUGUAAACUUUCCUUGUCUCUCUUUGUCUGUCUCUAAGUGGAAAUUGAUGCAAGUUUAUUGAUAUUGAAUAUUGGGUUAUCUAAAUAUAUAUGUGAUGGAGUGUCUUGUCUGCUGUGAGUUUUGUGUGUGAUUUCAAAAGGACAUCACUGAGGAAGAAUAUUAUUGAAGUUUUUAUUUUUUUAUUUAUUUUUAUUUUUUUUUUAUUUUUAUUUAUUAUUAUUAUUAUUAUUUAUUUUAUUUUUAUUUUUUUUAUUUAUUUUUUUUUUUUUUUUCAUGAUAUAAAUUCAUGUUAUAGUUUGUUGCAAGUUGAAAAUUACUGAAAAAAAAAAAAAUUGUUGCCAAAUCUCUUUAUUAUCAAGAGCAGUCAUGGAGUGUAGUUAUUUUUUACACUUGUUUUAUAUUCAUUUUCUCUCUGUGGGGAGUUGCUUCAUAAAGUGUGUACAUAUGAUAUGUAUAGUUAGGUAAUGAGGCCAAGAUAAAACGGAGAUAAGAUAUAAAGUUUUGUACACCUUUUUGGUAAGAACUGAUGUAAAUUAUUAUUAUUUUUUUUUUUUUUUUUUUUUUUUUUUUUUUUUUUUUUUAAGGUGAUAUUCUAAAACACUACUUUUUCACCAUAACAAUUUUCAAAGGCCACAGAGAUGAGUACCCACAUUCCCAAGACUGUUUCUCCUCUUAAUAAUACAGCAAUCUUGUCAGUCUAUCACCAGAACCAUAACAAUUUCCUUAAAAAUUCAUUUAGCUUCAACUAGAGGCUUUUGAAAAUAGUGGAGGUGAAGCCAGGGGUGUUUCAGAAUGUGGCCCAAAACAUACUGAUGGGGAAAAGAGAUACUGUGAUAAAAGAGGUGAUAAAUAAGAAAUAAUUCAAAUCAGAACUUAAAAUAUCCAUACCUUUUCAAAUACAACUCAGGAACUAUUACUACAUUAGACCAGUUACCUAUCACCUAUUGUCAUACAGAGAACACUACAAUUGGUUACUGGCAGAAAAUAAAUAAAAUUGACACACUA